This is a messenger RNA of Octodon degus (degu), 1703 nucleotides long. RefSeq names its product SIX homeobox 2 (gene Six2). Gene Ontology annotation, molecular function: DNA-binding transcription factor activity, RNA polymerase II-specific; RNA polymerase II cis-regulatory region sequence-specific DNA binding. The transcript has 2 exons. The record is from RefSeq and is a predicted model, not a curated record. Lineage: Eukaryota; Metazoa; Chordata; Mammalia; Rodentia; Octodontidae. Gene Ontology annotation, biological process: kidney development; regulation of transcription by RNA polymerase II. The coding region runs from base 78 to 974 and encodes 298 amino acids. Gene Ontology annotation, cellular component: nucleus; transcription regulator complex.
CGCACGGCUGGCCGAGGCGCCCAUGCGGGGCGGCGCGGCGCGGUGAGGGCGCACGCGGGCGGGGCGCAGCCGGCACCAUGUCCAUGCUGCCCACCUUCGGCUUCACGCAGGAGCAAGUGGCGUGCGUGUGCGAAGUGCUGCAGCAGGGCGGCAACAUCGAGCGGCUGGGCCGCUUCCUGUGGUCGCUGCCCGCCUGCGAGCACCUCCACAAGAAUGAAAGCGUGCUCAAGGCCAAGGCCGUGGUGGCCUUCCACCGCGGCAACUUCCGCGAGCUCUACAAGAUCCUGGAGAGCCACCAGUUCUCGCCGCACAACCACGCCAAGCUCCAGCAGCUGUGGCUCAAGGCGCACUACAUCGAGGCGGAGAAGCUGCGGGGGCGGCCUCUGGGCGCGGUGGGCAAGUACCGCGUGCGCCGCAAGUUCCCGCUGCCGCGCUCCAUCUGGGACGGGGAGGAGACGAGCUAUUGCUUCAAGGAAAAGAGUCGCAGCGUGCUGCGCGAGUGGUACGCGCACAACCCUUACCCUUCGCCCCGCGAGAAGCGAGAGCUGGCGGAGGCCACGGGCCUCACCACCACGCAGGUCAGCAACUGGUUCAAGAACAGGCGGCAGCGCGACCGGGCAGCCGAGGCCAAGGAAAGGUACGAGGAGAACAGUGAGAACUCCAAUUCCAACAGCCACAACCCUCUGGCUUCCUCGCUCAACGGCAGCGGCAAGUCAGUGCUAGGCAGCUCGGAGGACGAGAAGACGCCGUCGGGGACGCCAGACCACUCUUCGUCCAGCCCUGCGCUGCUGCUCAGCCCGCCGCCGCCCCCCGGGCUGCCGUCGCUGCACAAUCUGGGCCAUCCUCCUGGCCCCAGUGCGGUGCCGGUGCCCGUGCCUGGUGGAGGCGGCGCUGACGCCCUGCAGCAUCACCACGGCCUGCAGGACUCAAUCCUCAACCCCAUGUCAGCCAACCUCGUGGACCUGGGCUCCUAGAGCUUUGCUGCCACCGCGCCGGCUUCCUCCCGGGCCUGGCGCUGGGGACCUGUGAAAGGCAGUGCAGGAGGGUACCCGCGGCGACCCCAUCAGGUAUCGAAAGACCGGCGCGCUGGCCGAUGCGAUGCGGCGCUGUGUCCUCGGGUCCUUGUUCGGAAUUUAUUUUUAACAUCUUGCUUUUGAGGUCCCUUGGGGGCCACGUCUUCAAACAGGGAAAAGGAUAAAUUCCUCUCUCUCCUAUUUCCUCCUCUUCCUCUUUCUCUUCCUCCUCACUUCCCUUCUUCCUUAGCCCUGUUUCCUUCUAGGUCGCUAGACUUCUACCUUGUACUCUCGCUCUCUGUUCUGGCCUCUUAGCCUGCACCCUCUUUCUGCCCCCUCGCAGCCCUUAUUUUCCCAGUGUUGAGCAGGAAGGAAGAAGUCAGGGCCUUUGACCCCCGGCCGCUCCAAAGCCUCUCCCCGAGGGCCCCACCCGUCAGUGGACGCUGCAGGUGUCAGAUUUUCGUCUCCUAAUUUAAGUGAAAAGAAGGGGCUAUGCCCCGCAACUCCUCCCCUCCUGCCUGCGGACCUCCCUCUCUGGGCGAGGCCUCUCCGCCUCUUCCCACUCGGACUGAGACAGCGGCUGGCAGAGCGCACCUCCCGAGCCGCGGACUUGCCGUUUCCCUGUCGUGCCCUCUUGUGAAUGUUCUUCGGGAAAUAUUUCUGCUUCUAUUUUAUAAUAAAAUUAGAAAU